Messenger RNA from Trematomus bernacchii (emerald rockcod), 5701 nucleotides. It is a transcript of the gene st8sia3, whose product is annotated as ST8 alpha-N-acetyl-neuraminide alpha-2,8-sialyltransferase 3. Gene Ontology annotation, biological process: N-glycan processing; oligosaccharide metabolic process. The record is from RefSeq and is a predicted model, not a curated record. The transcript has 5 exons. Gene Ontology annotation, molecular function: alpha-N-acetylneuraminate alpha-2,8-sialyltransferase activity. The coding region runs from base 705 to 1862 and encodes 385 amino acids. NCBI's taxonomy places the organism in Eukaryota, Metazoa, Chordata, Actinopteri, Perciformes, Nototheniidae.
UGCUGCUGGUGCUGUUUAUCUGAUUACCGCGAUACCAGAGCUGCGUCUCCUUAAAGCGACACUCCGGUUUAAUUAAUGAGACUACCGGCAGAGGAGAGAGGAUCGCGGAGGAUGCAGAGGAAGAGGAAGCAGCAUCCGGCGGUGGCACCACUUUCUCCCUGCAGGACGCUUCACUGCAGCGUUUCACCGCCUUGAGGUCAUGAUGCCGGCUGUAAACUGAGCCUGGAUACCAGCAGAAAAACCUCCAAGACCCCCCUCUUCCCCCAUCUGCUCUCCUUCCUGCGAUGCACGGACUGUCAAUGCGUCACACUCUCUUCUCUUCCUGCGUCGUUUCUUCCGCACACGCGUCGAAGCCUUCAUGCCUCAUAUUUAGGGUAUGAAAUUUGCACAAUCGCGGCAUUUCGCUCGUCCUACAUUGGCUCUGUAGUCGUGGAUAGAUCCGCGGUUUGCCCGAGCCUGUCCGGCCUUGUGCGUUUCUGCGUUCAUGUUCGCCGCUCACGCGUCGCCACUGCCGCGCCGCCGUAUCCGCUCCUCCUCCUCCACACAUGGACUAUGAUAUGAUACUAUGUGAAGCGCGCGUCGUCUUCGCGUUUCCACCCGCGUUCUGCCGCUGAUGCGGUGCGCCUGGAUGCUUGCUGUCUCCUUUGCCUGGCCGCUCACUGCGCCUCUGGGCCGGGGGGGGCUGCUGUCCGCAGAGAGGCAGGAUGGUGCGGAUCGCCAGCGCGCUGGGGCUGGUCAUGUUCAGCGUGGCUCUGCUCAUCCUGUCGCUCAUCAGCUACGUGUCCAUCAAGAAGGACUUUCUGCUCAGCACCCCCAGAUACGGACCUAAUGGAGGACCCAGGCUGUCCAUGUUUCAUGCGGGGUUUCGCGAGAGGCCGCCUCGUAAACCUGUCCUGAGCUCCCAGCUGGCUUUGAAGUAUAUGGAUCCAGGUUUCAGUCCUCUGACAAACGCCCUGAGCGAGGACCUGCAGAACUCCUCUAGAUGGACCUACAACAGCUCGGCUUUUCUACAACUGAAAAAGGAGAUCUCUCAAUACAUCGACAUCCCCCACAACUUCUCAUUGGUUAAAGACUCAGUGAGAAUCGGACAGCUGAUGCACUACGACUACUCCAGCCACAAGUACGUCUUCUCCAUCGGAGAGAACUUCCGCUCGCUCCUUCCCGAGGUCUCGCCCAUCCUCAACAAACAUUACAAUGUUUGCGCCGUGGUGGGAAACAGCGGCAUCCUCACCGGCUCGCGCUGCGGCCCCCAGAUCGAGAAGUUUGACUUUGUUUUCCGCUGCAACUUCGCACCCACCGAGAUGUUCAAGAAGGACGUUGGGCGGCGGACCAACAUGACGACCUUUAACCCGAGUAUCCUGGAGAAAUACUACAACAACUUACUGACUGUGCAGGACAGGAACAACUUCUUCCUGAGCCUGAAGAAGCUGGACGGGGCCAUCCUGUGGAUCCCGGCGUUUUUCUUCCACACGUCCGCCACGGUGACGAGGACGCUGGUCGAUUUCUUCGUGGAACAUCGAGGUCAGCUGAACGUCAAGUUGGCCUGGCCUGGAAACAUCAUGCAGUAUGUCAACAGUUACUGGAAAACCAAGCAGCUGUCUCCGAAGCGCCUGAGUACGGGCAUCCUGAUGUACACGCUGGCCUCCUCCAUGUGCGACCAGAUCCACCUGUACGGCUUCUGGCCCUUCGGAUGGGACCCCAACACGGGGAAGGAGCUGCCGUACCACUACUACGACAGGAAGGGCACCAAGUUCACCACCAAAUGGCAGGAGUCCCAUCAGCUUCCCGCCGAGUUCAAACUACUCUACAAGAUGCACAUGGAUGGACUGCUGAAGCUCUCCCUCUCCCACUGUGCUGCUUAGUGCUAAAGCUGCAGCAGGUACAGCGCUCCUUCAAUCUCCAACGCUUCCACGGGCCAGAGCUGUCCAGACGACAAGGGAAGGAUUCGUGUGGUUUUUGCCAAACAUCUAAAAUCUUGUCUCUGAGGCUGAGUUGGUGCAAUGGGCUCAGUAACAGAAGCCCCUGUUUGACAAACCGUUCGCGUAAACUGCAACAGCUCAAGGAACAAUGAGUCUUUUCAUCUUCUUCUGCUCAAGAAUGCAAAGCAGUAGAGGAAAAGGUGGCUGAAACUGGACUUGGAACUAAGCAGCAAAAACGGAAAAUUGCUUCACAGUGUUUUUACAACUCAUCAAGAAUGCUACAAAUCAGCAGACAGACAUUAGAGGGCAGACUUAUCCUUGAGACAAAGGGCCACGGAAAAAAGGUGAACAUGGCUCAAUAUCAUCUCAAAUGUAAUACCGUGUCAUGCAGCCACACACUGUGCAGAACUGAUCAGAUAUACGUAAAAGCCCGCAUCGCUCGUAAAACCAAUCAUGGAGAAAAUGAUAGAGACAUUGAGAGAUGAAGAAUCCUUUCUUAUAUAGUCCUGAAGACAGUGUGUUGGCGUUUGUAAGCUCAUGAAUCAGUUCCUCAAACCUCUUGUACCAUUAUUGAUUCACGUGUACCUGAAGCAACACGCGACCACCACCAGGCUUUGUUUCGACGCAGUGCUGCUUUUCGUCUGAACUAGGGUUCGCGAUACCUUAAAAUAUUCUAACCAGCAACCAUCAGCCCAACAACCGCUGAUAGCCAAUAUAUUAGUGUGAUUAGUUUUAAGUUGGGAGACCAGUGCGAGUUUGCUUCAUUUCUACAAUCUCCUUUUGCCUUUUUAGUCUAAUAAAUAAACAACUCGUUCGUGGGAGGCAGACCAUUAAAAUAGUAAAGCGACAAAAAUCAACCGAAAUAAAAUAUGCCAACUGCCUAUUGCCGAUAUAUACUGUAUGUCCAAUUGCCGAAAUGGUGAUUUUGAAAUGAUUACCAGCUGAAUUGACAUGAAUUACAAAAUGUAGGGAUAACGUCUAAUAUCUAAACAACUUUAGAUUAGGCACUUUCAUAUUCAUUCAGUCACAGUACCAUUAUUCUUAAAACUGCAUAACCCUAAAUAUUGGGGUAAAAACGUCCUGAAACUAUUUACAUAUCACCUCAAAGAGUUUAAAUGUAAUGAUAUUUAUACAUCCAGCUGACACAGACCAACAUAAUCAUGAUUUGAGUUGUUUUUGUGAUGAAUGUAUGUCCAAUAAUCUCCCCCCUCCCCUGUUUUUGGUCUCCUCCAACCUCCGAGGGAAAUAUCUAUUUUUUAGCUGCUAAAUGCUCCAAUUAGUUCACCAGCAAACUAUGUCCGUCUGCCAAUCAAAACUGAGAGGUUUCAGCAGAACCUCUUCUAUGAUAUUGCACAAGACUAAAUUCAUGUAUAGACUUUCAGACUCUAUUUCACGUCUGGUUGAGUUUGACGCUUUGCCAGAAUAUCAAAUAGCACAACAUAUAUCUUUAGGUGAGGUUGUGUGUCCAUGAGACAUCAGACAAGGAGAAGCACACAGAGAGGGAUGUUGGAUUCAAUAUGUCACCAUUUUGGAUAAAGGUAGGACUUUUUGUAAAGCUGACUGAUGUUAGCUCGCCGGUUGUGUACUAUGCAAGUUAUCAGGAAGAAUCACUUUGAGACUGUAUGCUGCCAUUUCCUUUCUUCCAUGUUGUGGUCAUGUAUGAUAGUGUCUUAGUUCCAUAUUGGUAGAUGGAUCCAUUCACAUCUUUUAACACUUACCUUAAGUGCAAUCCAUUCAUCAGUGCUUAUAGAAACUGUAAAAGAUACCAGUGGACCCAAACUCUAAAAUCUAUCUCUUGAAAUUCAGGCAUUAGUAAAAAAAAUAAUAAUGCUUUAAAAUAAAAAAUCGUUAGUUGUUUUAAAUUCUAUUUAAAUGCUCCAUAUGAUUACAUGAUUAACAUAAAUGGCACUCGAAGAUUGCAGACCGUCGCCAAGGCUGUCUCCAUAUUUAAAAACAAUGAUGUAUGUAUCCGCCCCAUGAUUUGAUGAGGGAGGAUGUGGCGCAGUGGCCUAGUGCGUUGGUGUUCGGAUCAGGGGGGCACAGGUUCAAACCCCACUGCAGUCAGCAUGUCGUUGUGUCCCUGAAGACACUUCACCCCAAAAUGCUCCUGUGGGGAUUGUCCACAGUACUGAGUAUGUAAGUCGCUUUGGAUAAAAGCGUCUAACAAGUAACAUGUAAUGUAAUGUAAUGAUUUCCAUCACCUCCAAAAUUAAGUGGUUCUUCCUUGGCCCAAGCUCUACCUUACCAUCAGGUUUAAACCCAAUUGGGACAGUAGUUUUGCCAUGAUCUUGCUGACAGCCAAACAAAGUGAAUUGAAAACAUAGUGCCCAAGGUUACUACAAACUGUUCUCUCCUUUACAACCAAUGGAUCGAUCCCUCACCUUGACCUCCACACACUACUUCCUGACAUUGGCAUCAACUAUGCUUUGUGAGAUUUGUUUUAAAUUAACAUAAUUUGUAGGGAUACUAGCCUAGCAUUUAAGUUUAAGAUGAUGUAGGGACUGAGGUGAUUGCCCCAUACUGAAGCACACUGCUGUCACAUAUGUAUUUAGAAAACGUGAGUAUUGGAUGUUCUUUUUUUUUUUUAGGAAACUGAUUGAGCAACACAUAUAAUCAAGAAAACAUAUUUUGAAGUUCUCACUUUGCAGGCCUGGUUAAUUAUAUUCAGCAUGAGACAAGAAGAGUCUUUUAGGUAAUUACGCAACACUAAAAGGAAACACAUAUAGAAUCCAAUUGUACAUCAACUGCAAAUGUAAAUUGGAUUAAGUAGGAGAAAGAGUCCACAAAUCCAAACGUUGGUGGUUUCCCGGGUCAACAGUGGACACUGAAAAGUGUAUCGCUCAUGGUGACACCUUAAAUCACCUUUCAGUAACCAGUGUAUGAAUUUGUGUGGAAACACUAAUUAUGACUUGUGUGUUGUCAGCGCUUGGUCACAAAGGUUACGGUAUAAAUCCAUUUACCGUCACAUUCUGGCUCUUUUGGUUAGGUUUCUUUUGUGUGUUUUGUGAAUGUUUUUCCCAUCCGUCAAGUGUGUUCAUUUGUAUUAAUGAGUUCAAAUACUCAGUGAUGUUUUUACGGGGGAAUUGAUAUGUUGAUGAUGCUUUUGUCGCCACAUCAUAUCGUGUAAUAUCCACUCUCUGAAUCUGGCAUUGACAUUCUCCGUUUAAACUCAACACAGGCAGUUAUUUUAUUAAGAUGAUUUAUUAUUAUCAUAUCUACCAUGUGCUUUCUUUUUUCGUGUAUUUCGCUGCAAUGUGUAAAUGAGGCAACAGCAACAACAGACACAGACAUAUUUUUGUGCGUCAUUUCCGCUGUGUUUUACAUGGGUUGUUGUUGUCUCCUGUUUCAUUCCACAAUGAGACGUCUGUGACUUGAACAUGAUAUUUUCAGGACUUUGACAAAAAAGAUUGUUGGCUUGAAGGGUAAACAAAUGAUUUAGUAACACUGCUAAUGUUAUUUUUUUGACAUGAAGACAUUACAAACAUGUGUUUUAUUUUUCUCUUCUUUUGUCAGCUUUUAUUUUUGUAAUAUAAAAUAUCAGUCGGUAUCAGGUAACAUUUUCCAGAAUGUAUUUUGAGCAUUUUGAAUGAUAUUGAUGAGGCUGGCUCCAUUCAUAUCAACAUUUAUGCAGAGAUCACUGUAUGAACGGUAAUACAUAUUAAAACCACGUACGCUACAGAUUAACAAAUAUGUUUUAUUCAUCCAAUACUUGAAAGAAAAUAUCUACUGUAUUUAUUUAAUCAUUUAGUCAUUAAAGUGAAUUAAAGUUAUCAAUUUGAAAA